Carcharodon carcharias (great white shark) is the source of this 2028-nucleotide messenger RNA. RefSeq names its product 60 kDa lysophospholipase-like. Gene Ontology annotation, molecular function: asparaginase activity; protein binding. Gene Ontology annotation, biological process: amino acid metabolic process. The record is from RefSeq and is a predicted model, not a curated record. The transcript has 18 exons. Lineage: Eukaryota; Metazoa; Chordata; Chondrichthyes; Lamniformes; Lamnidae.
AUGGUGAAGAAAGGGGCUUUGGCAUGGGAAAAUGAAAUUCUGGGCAGGAAACCAGACUUAGCUGAAGUUGAGAAACCAUCUGCCCUUGCUCUGAUGGCGGAGAAGGUCACUGUCCCGAGCUCCGAUUCCAGCUGCAGCAUUUCAUCGCUCUCCAGCGCGCUGUCCAACACCAGGCUGGACUCGGAAAGCUCGGCUGCUCGCGAUCGACCGAAUGUGCCCCGACCGGCCGUCGCCAGUGUUAAUGAACAGAGGCGCCAACGCCGGUGGGCGGACAACCGAAAUGAGACUCGUGUUCUGGUGAUAGAUACUGGAGGGACUAUGAGCAUGGAAUAUGAAAAUGACGUACUUGUACCAAAACCAGGGGCACUGGUCAAAGCCCUUCGAAAAAUGACAAUCCUGCAUGAUGAAGAUUAUGCUCAAGAAACCAAACUUUAUGACUUUUGUGACUCACAAAACAAUACUUUUGUUCUUCCUCUAUCUAAAUCGAGGAAAAGGAUCAUAUACACUGUACUUGAACAUUCACCUUUGCUGGACUCCUGUAACAUGACCACAGAUAAUUGGGAUAAAAUUGUGCUUGAUAUACAGUAUUACUACCAACAGUACAGUGGUUUUGUGAUCCUUCAUGGUACAGAUACAAUGACUUACACAGCUUCAGCCCUUUCAUUCAUGUGUGAGAACCAAGGAAAGCCCAUCAUCUUGACUGGCUCUCAGAUACCCAUCUAUGAGAUGAGAAAUGAUGCCAUUGAUAAUUUGCUGGGGGCACUGCUGAUUGCCGGCCAGUAUGUUAUACCAGAGGUUGGUCUGUAUUUUCAACACAGAUUAUACAGAGGAAAUCGGGUGAAAAAAAUUGAUGCUGGAAGCUUUACUGCAUUUUCUUCACCUAACCUGAGUCCACUUGUCAUUACUGAACUGGAAAUUGAAGUCAACUGGGACACAAUUUGGAGACCAAAGACAACUAAGAGGUUUAAGGUACACACCAAAAUGAAUCAGAAUGUGGGAUUGUUAAGAUUAUUCCCAGGAAUCACUGCUGUCACGGUACGAGCAUUUCUGCAAGCACCUAUGGAAGGAAUUGUGUUGGAGACAUAUGGAAUGGGGAAUGCUCCAGAUAAUCGUCCUGAUUUAUUGAAGGAAUUUGCGGAAGCUGUUGAACAUGGAGUGUUGAUAAUAAACUGCACUCAGUGUUUGAAAGGCUCAGUUAAUCAAUCAUAUGCAACAGGGAAGGUUCUCACUGACCUCGGUGUCAUUCCUGGAUGUGAUAUGACACCUGAAGCUGCUUUGGCCAAACUGUCCUAUGUACUGGGUAAGACUAAACUGAGUAUACAGGAGAAGAGGAAGAUGCUGUAUGAAAACCUGAGAGGAGAAAUGAGUGCAACACUUGGGGAUGCAAAGAUCUCUCUUCGAGACAGUCAAUUCAUUCAAGCCAUUGCCAAGUUUCUCAAAGCCAGCUGCAAAGAGGAACUGGAGGCUAUCUGAGAUGCUCUGACUCCUUCAUUAGCCUGUGCGGCUACAAAGAUUGGUAAUAUCACUAUGUUGGAGGAGAUACUGGAAAUGGGUGGGAACUUGUGCGCCGAGGAUUAUGAUGGACGAACACCACUCCAUGUGGCAGCUUGUGAGGGACACCUUGAAGUUGUAGGGUACCUGCUUAGUCAUGGAGCCACUAUUUAUGCCAAAGAUCGGUAUGGUAAUACACCACUGAAGAAUGCAGUGGAAUUCAGGCAAAUCGAAAUCAUCAAGUUAUUACUGGAGACUGGUGCCCAUUUCUCAAAAGACGAGCUUGGAAAUUUGGGCACUGACUUGUGCCGCCUGGCUUCAUAUGGUGACGUAGAAGGACUGAAGGCUUGGCACCUUGCAGGGCUGGACCUGGACCAAUGCAGCUACGAUGGACAAAAUCCUCUGGAAGUUGCUUUAGCUGCUGGGAAUGAAGAAGUGGUCACAUUCCUUAAGUCAGUGCUCAAGCAAAACUAGCAGGUAUCCCCCAUCAAGAAAAAUGAGAUUUACAUUCUGGAGUGUCUGCACAAUCAAAAAUCA